GGUCUCUUAGAGGAGGCGUCUCUCCCAGCUGGGCGGCUGGUGGCUAUUUCCGGAGUAAGAUGGCUGCAACGCGUGUGCUGGGGACCUGGAGCCGGAACGCUGUCAGACUGGUUUGUGUUCGCUAUUUUCAAACAUGUAAUAACGUACAUGUUUUGAAGCCAAAAUUUGUGUGUUCCUUCGGUUAUCCUGUGCUCAAAUACAGUCAGCCACAUCGCUCCCUGAGAACGGCAGCUGUGCUACAGGGGCAGGUUGUUCAGUUCAAACUCUCUGACAUUGGAGAAGGGAUUCGAGAAGUAACUAUUAAAGAAUGGUAUGUAAAAGAAGGCGAUACCGUGUCUCAGUUUGACAGCAUCUGUGAAGUUCAGAGUGACAAGGCCUCCGUCACCAUCACCAGCCGCUACGAUGGCAUCAUCAAGAGGCUCUAUUACAACCUAGACGAGAUCGCUUACGUGGGGAAGCCACUGAUUGACAUCGAAACAGAAGCUUUAAAGGAUUCAGAAGAAGAUGUUGUUGAAACUCCCGCUGUGUCCCACGAAGAGCACACUCACCAAGAGAUAAAGGGCCAGAAAACCCUAGCGACACCUGCUGUUCGUCGUCUAGCAAUGGAAAACAAUAUUAAGCUGAGUGAAGUUGUUGGCUCCGGAAAAGAUGGAAGAAUACUUAAAGAAGAUAUUCUCAACUUUCUGGAAAAGCAGACGGGAGCCAUAUUGCCUCCCUCACCAAAAGCUGAAAUAACACCACCUCCACCACAAGCCAAAGACAGGCCCUUUCCCACACCAGUAUCAAAGCCUCCGGUGUUCACAGGCAAAGACAGGACAGAGCCCGUAACAGGCUUCCAAAAAGCAAUGGUCAAGACCAUGUCUGCGGCUCUGAAGAUUCCCCACUUUGGCUAUUGUGAUGAGGUUGACCUUACUGAGCUGGUUAAGCUUCGGGAAGAGUUGAAACCUGUUGCUUUGGCUCGGGGAAUCAAACUCUCCUUCAUGCCCUUCUUCUUAAAGGCCGCUUCUCUGGGAUUGCUACAGUUUCCUAUCCUCAAUGCCUCCGUGGACGAAAACUGCCAGAACAUCACCUACAAGGCGUCGCACAAUAUCGGGAUAGCAAUGGAUACUGAGCUGGGGUUGAUCGUCCCCAAUGUGAAGAAUGUUCAGGUUCGCUCUGUAUUUGAGAUUGCCUUGGAACUGAACCGCCUCCAGAAACUGGGCUCUUCGGGCCAGCUCAGCACCGCUGACCUUACCGGAGGGACAUUUACUCUUUCCAACAUUGGAUCGAUUGGUGGGACCUAUGCCAAGCCAGUGAUAUUGCCACCUGAAGUAGCCAUUGGGGCCCUGGGAGCUAUUAAGGCUCUUCCCCGAUUUGACCAGAAAGGAGAAGUUUAUAAAGCACAAAUGAUGAAUGUGAGCUGGUCAGCUGAUCACAGAAUCAUUGACGGAGCCACAAUGUCACGCUUCUCUAAUCUGUGGAAAUCCUACCUGGAAAACCCAGCAUUUAUGCUGCUAGAUCUGAAAUAAUGUUACAUACAACAGCCUUGAACUUACGCAUUUCCAAAGAGUUCGUGAAGCUGUUAUAUGCCUCACGUAUUCCUGUUACAGUUGCAUUAGAAGUGAUCUGAGUUACCUGCUUAAGGCUCUAAGGCACAGUAUCUAUGACUGUCAUGUUAGGCUCUUUGCUGAAAAUGAAUGAUGGCGUCAUGAUUCUCCUGGGGUAUCACACUGUGUAGGUCAGAAGGUGACUUCCCAAUAUGGUGCUGAGAUCUUUGUGUCAAUGAGUUGAAACAGGCAACAAAGCAAAAUUAAUGUUACUAAAAGGCAAGUUGCAAUAUAUGUGUGGCAUUUGCCAUGUUUCUUUUUUAAUUUUUUAACUGACUUUUAGUGAAACUUUAAAAUUACACUUCACUGGGGAAAGGAACCAGUGUUUUCCAUUUCCCUACAAUCAUGGUAACUGUUC
This is a messenger RNA of Myodes glareolus (Bank vole), 1944 nucleotides long. It is a transcript of the gene Dbt, whose product is annotated as dihydrolipoamide branched chain transacylase E2. The record is from RefSeq and is a predicted model, not a curated record. Gene Ontology annotation, cellular component: mitochondrion; cytoplasm. Gene Ontology annotation, molecular function: lipoic acid binding; acetyltransferase activity. NCBI's taxonomy places the organism in Eukaryota, Metazoa, Chordata, Mammalia, Rodentia, Cricetidae.